AUGUGGUCCUCACAACUUUUUGCGUCGCUGCUCGUCUUGUCGAACGUUUUCCUGCACUGUUGCGGACUAACGGACGUCACGGAGACCGUCUUCCCCAACCACCUGAACCACGGCACCAUAGCUGCGGUCGGCGACUUCAACUCCGACAAACAAACGGACCUGUUUGUUUUGACCAACCAGGGACGGCACCUGGACAUCUUACUGAUGAAAGACAAGCAUCCCCAGUACUUCGAGAAGGACAGACGGCUCCAGCUGGACAUGAAUGAGACCAUGACAGGUGUUGUGCCAGGUGACUAUGAUGGAGACUCACAGAUGGACAUCCUGGUGACGACCAUGCCUAGCAACACCAUGGCAACCAAAGUGCACAUCUUCUGGGGGAGGACAAAAUCAAUAGGUGCCUCUGUCACCCUGCCAGUGUCCUUUACAGACGAACCCUUGGUGAUGGAUUCCAAUGGUAACAUGAUUCCAGACAUCUUUGGAGAAACGGUGGAGGGUCAUCGGGUAUUCUGUGAAAUUCUAGACAGAAAUCAAGGCAAUGUGAGCUGUCAGCCCUUAGACGGGCGCAACGAUACCCUGUUCCUGCCGCUCAGACGUCCGCACUCCAACGCUUUUCUGGACCUCGUCGGAACCAACCGCUUUCCUGAUCUGUUGCUCACAACAAGAAAUGAGUCUUCCUCCACAUUCUCGUUUGAAGUGUGGGAAAAUCAGAAUGGAGUAUUUACCUGGGAUGGACAACACCUCUAUCCACCUCCAGGUGUGACCAUAGCCCACAUAGGACAGUCAGCUUUUGCAGACAUAGAUGGCAAUGGGAAACAAGACCACCUCCUGCCCAUAUGUGAGACUGCAGACUGUCACCAGAGUUCUGUCUAUGCCUAUCUGGAUAAUCAGUGGUCUCUGGUACUGAAGUCGGCUGCCUGGGAUGACGUGACCUGGGGAUUUGUGCCCCCCACUGUCGGCCACCUGCCCAUCACCCUCCGUAUGGGGGACCACAACCUGGACGGGUACCCUGAUGCCCUGGCUGUCAUACAAGUCCGCACUGAUAAGGGUCCUGAGAGGAGGGCAGCACUCCUGAUCAACAGUCCCUGUGUGGAAGCUGGCAGCUGCACACCUGGAGGCAGAACCUUUACUGUCCAGCCUAUCACUGGUGUACCAAACGUCACCGUCGCUACCUUCUUCGACUUGUUUGAAAAGGGUGUGUUGGACAUCGUGCUGAUGAGUGACCAGGGACAGGGGAAGGACUUCCAGCUGCACGCUCUGGAGAACAGCUUCAGCGAGGAUGUCUGUUUCCUCAAGAUUAUGGUGUUGAGUGGACUGUGUUUCUCUGACUGCAAGUCUGGCAAGCCAUACGGUGUGAACCAGCCUGGUCCUUUGGUGUGGUACAAAACAACAGGGUCAGAUGGAACCACACAGACAAGCUCAGCUGCCCAGCUGAGUCAGACGGCCCACCUGGCCCUACAGCUGCCCUACACCGUGUUUGGGCUGGGGAGAACUCCCAACUUUGUGGAUGAACUCUGGGUGGAAAUACCCGCACCACCUGGCAAAGAACCACGUGUGCGACGCUGGACCUCCAUCAUUCCCAACUCUCAACUCAUCAUCAUCCCACAACCCAUGGACCAGCCAGACCAGUGGUUGAACAAGUUACUGGUGACCCCCGGCCAACAGGCCCUGCUGACAGCUGGUGCACUGUUGGGCACCUGUAUGUUCAUAGCUGGGAUCGUGGGAGGGCUGCACUGGAAGGAGAGGAGACAUGACCAGAAGGAGAGAAGACAAGAGGCUCAUCACUUUCACUUUGAGGCUCUGUAACCAUAGUUACAGAAUCAAUCUUUUGUCCUUGGUUAGAAUAGAAAAUAGUGGAUAACAACAUCUCUUGUA
Molecule: messenger RNA, 1872 nt
Organism: Branchiostoma floridae (Florida lancelet)
Lineage: Eukaryota; Metazoa; Chordata; Leptocardii; Amphioxiformes; Branchiostomatidae
Product: T-cell immunomodulatory protein-like
Exons: 18
Coding region: 1-1803 (600 amino acids)
Cellular component (GO): plasma membrane
Source: RefSeq, a predicted model, not a curated record